This is a messenger RNA of Ophidiomyces ophidiicola, 3636 nucleotides long. RefSeq names its product Cu(2+)-transporting P-type ATPase (gene CCC2). Gene Ontology annotation, biological process: monoatomic cation transport; copper ion homeostasis. Bases 1 to 3636 code for a protein of 1211 amino acids. Gene Ontology annotation, cellular component: membrane. The transcript has a single exon. Gene Ontology annotation, molecular function: ATP binding; P-type divalent copper transporter activity; copper ion binding. The record is from RefSeq and is a predicted model, not a curated record. Lineage: Eukaryota; Fungi; Ascomycota; Eurotiomycetes; Onygenales; Onygenaceae.
AUGAUAUCUCCGUCCUCUUCACGUUCUGCGAGCUAUGAUCGCACUCUAUCCCCACCCCACACAGCCCCACCGAGUGUUAAAAUGGUUAGAACGACUUUAAGAGUGGAGGGCAUGACAUGUGGUGCUUGUGUUUCUGCUAUCGAGUCGGGAUUUGAAGGUGUGAAGGGCGUACAAAGCGUGUCUGUUAGCCUUGUGAUGGGCAGAGGUGUCGUGGAACAUGAUUCAACAGUUUUAUCCCCAGAAAAGGUCAAAGAGAUGAUAGAGGACCGUGGCUUCGACGCUGACAUCCUCUCUACCGAGCCUCUGAAAUGCGCUAAAGACGGACUAAGUCUUUCUCUUAAUAAUGGAGGUCCCCAAAGUCGGCUUUCAACGACAACACUGUCGGUAAAGGGGAUGACCUGUGGUUCGUGCACAUCAGCAAUCGAAACAGGUCUAAAAGGCAUCGAUGGGGUAGUUGAUGUCACCGUUUCGCUACUCUCGGAGCGAGCGGUAGUCCAGCACGAUGGCUCCAAGAUUGCACCAGAUCAAAUUGCCGAAAUAAUCGAAGAUCGAGGGUUCGAUGCCGCAGUUUUGGACAUUAUCUCUCCCGAACAACCCGGGAAUACUUCACAAAUCAACGAGUCCGCGCUAAAGAAAAGUCCAACACAAAUGAGUACUACAGUUUCCAUCAAAGGAAUGACCUGUGGAGCUUGCACUUCAGCCGUUGAAGGUGCCUUGAAAAAUGAACCCGGCUUGAUUCGCUUCAAUAUCAGCCUUCUGGCUGAACGAGGCGUCGUCGUCCAUAACCCAGCCACCCUUCCUACCUCAAAAAUAGUUCAACUUAUCGAAGAUGCCGGCUUCGAUGCCUUUAUUCUUUCCUCUGACGUCGAUUCUUCUUUUCUCAACCAAUCUUCCGCCUCGCUUGGGUUUAAUCUCUAUGGUUUAACCGACGCUGCAACCGCUACUUCCCUAGAAACUCAACUGCGCGGGACCUCUGGGGUACUGGGCGCAAACGUCAAACUUUCAAAUUCACGUGUCUCUAUAACGUAUGAGCCUUCUAGAGUCGGUAUCCGAGCGCUCGUCGACGUCUGCGAAAAGGCCGGGUGCAAUGUCUUGAUUGCCGAUUCUGAGGACAACGACGCUCAGUUAGAAUCCCUAGCCAAAACAAAAGAAAUACAAGAGUGGCGUAGAGCCUUUUGGUUCUCACUUUCGUUUGCCGUUCCUGUUAUGUUCAUCAGCAUGCUGAUGCCGAUGUACCUCCCUGGUCUGGAUUUUGGAAGUUUCGAAAUUAUUCACGGCUUGUUCUUGGGCGAUCUUGUUUGUUUAUUUUUGACAAUACCCGUUCAAUUUGGAAUCGGGAUGCGAUUUUAUCGAUCCUCAUUUAAGGCUUUAAAACAUCGUUCGCCUACCAUGGAUGUGUUGGUGAUGCUGAGCACUUCUCUAGCGUUCGCCUUUAGCGUUCUCACAAUGCUUGUCUCUUUGCUCUGUAUGCCCCAUUCGCGGCCAAGCGUCGUUUUUGAGACCAGUACGAUGUUGAUUACCUUUAUCACUUUGGGUCGAUGGCUGGAAAAUCGCGCCAAAGGGCAGACAUCUCGUGCCUUAUCGAAACUGAUGUCCUUAACCCCAUCAAUGGCAACAAUAUACGAGGACCCCAUCGCUGCUGAAAAGACAGCCGAAAUGUCAUUGGGUUAUCGCACUUCGACUGAAGAGAAAAAUUCGCCAUCUGGCCCUGUCCGGGCUUCGAACCAGAAAACAAUUCCAACUGAGCUGCUCCAGGUCGGUGACGUUGUCUGCCUGCUUCCGGGAGACAAAAUUGCUGCAGAUGGUAUGGUCAUUCGUGGAGAGACUUAUGUUGACGAGAGCAUGGUUACUGGCGAAGCAAACCCAAUUCAUAAAAUUCAAGGUGCUCAGGUUAUAGCUGGCACCGUUAACGGAUCCGGAUGGGUUGAUUUCCGCGUUAUAAGGGCUGGGAGAGAUACGCAACUCAGCCAGAUCGUCAAGCUCGUCCAAAAUGCCCAGACGAGCCGAGCACCAAUUCAACGUAUGGCCGAUGUCGUUGCCGGCUACUUUGUUCCUGCAAUCCUGACUCUUGGGUUGAUUACGUUUGUUGGAUGGAUGGUUCUCAGUCAUCUGCUUCCUACGCCACCAGAUAUUUUCCUUCGCGCCAGCAGUGGAGGAACUUUGAUGGUCUGCCUCAAGUUGUGCAUAUCGGUUAUUGUCUUUGCGUGUCCGUGUGCUCUGGGACUAAGCACCCCAACUGCUGUCAUGGUGGGAACUGGUGUUGGUGCUGAACAUGGAAUUCUCGUUAAGGGUGGUGCGGCCUUGGAGUCCGCAACAAAGAUUCGACACGUUGUCUUCGACAAAACCGGAACCCUGACAACAGGAAAAACAACAGUUGCAGACGCUAAAAUCGAACGCACUUGGUCCUCAAAUGAGUGGCGUCGACGGCUUUGGUGGCUCGUCGUCGGCCUAACCGAGAUGACCAGUGAACAUCCUAUUGGCAAGACCAUAGUCUCCGCUGCAAAGGCAGAAAACGGAGCCUCAAAUGACGAUCCACUUAAUGGCUCUGUUGUUCAGUUUGAGGCAUCCGUUGGCAAGGGAGUUUCAGCCCUCGUCGAGCCUGCGUCUGGUGUUGAACGAGUCAGAUUCAACGUUUGUGUUGGUAAUGCCGUUUACCUUCGCUCGAAAAAUAUCCAAGUCCCUGUAAGUGUCGAUGCAGAUGCCGAUGGCCCACUUUCUCCCACGAUUUCCAGAAUCCAACCUUCCAAGUAUGACACCGUGAAUGGAGCAACUCGAGUGCAUGUUGCCAUAGACGGCGCCUACACAGGUACGAUAUGGCUUGAGGAUUCAUUAAAACCUACAGCGAAGGCCGCUGUUGCGGCUCUUCAUCGAAUGGGCCUUACUACUUCCAUUGUUACAGGAGACACAUUCAGCACUGCUCGAGCUGUUGCAGCAGCGGUGGGUAUUCCAGCAGAUUCCAUCCACGCCUCAGUCAGUCCGAUCGAAAAACAGGCCAUAAUCGCUAAGCUUCAAACGGUCUCCGGAAUCUCUGUCGCUAUGGUUGGUGACGGAAUCAAUGAUUCUCCUGCUCUAGCAACAGCAUCGGUUGGCAUUGCACUUUCCUCUGGCACUGAUGUUGCCAUGGAAGCUGCAGAUAUUGUUCUUAUGAGGCCCGAUGAUCUAUUAUCCGUUCCUGCUAGUCUAUGCCUCGCCAAAUCUAUCUUCAGGAGAAUAAAGCUUAAUUUACUUUGGGCAUGCCUGUACAAUGCCAUCGGCCUGCCGUUUGCAAUGGGUGUGUUCUUACCAUUUGGAGGAAUAUCGCUGCAUCCAAUGGCCGCUGGAGCUGCAAUGGCUGCCUCUAGCGUUAGCGUUGUGGUGAGCAGCUUACUUCUCAAGCUUUGGAAACGGCCCCGGUGGCUUGAUACAGAGAAGCUAGAGAGGGAGAUUGAGCAAGGCAAGAUCGACCCAAUUGGCUACAGACGCCGUGGGUCCGAUACGUGGUGGCAAAGCAGUCCAUUUGCAUCCGAUCAACCGGUCCGCAUUGGACGCGGCGCUACACGCCUUUUCCAAAAGGUCGUCAAGGUGUUGCGGCCGAAAACGAGGAAAACAGAAGAAGAUGGAUACGUUCCUUUACAAACAGUCGAACCGACUAGCUAG